Messenger RNA from Apis florea (little honeybee), 2586 nucleotides. RefSeq lists its product as uncharacterized. The record is from RefSeq and is a predicted model, not a curated record. NCBI's taxonomy places the organism in Eukaryota, Metazoa, Arthropoda, Insecta, Hymenoptera, Apidae.
CUUUGCUUUUCCCCAUCCUCUUCCAACCAGUAUCGAAUUUCAUAUUCUCUAACGAAUCGUCCAUCCGACGAUUCUUCCUUUCUUUCCAUCGAUUUCUUCCUUAAAAAAAAACUAAUAUGUAUAUGUAUAUAUAUAUAUAUAUAUAUAUUUAUAUUUCCUUCGUCUUCCCCCCUCCGUUCCCCUUGUGCUCGACGUAGUAACGCGGAGGCCGGCGGCUACGCGAUCGAGGACCAAGCGAGCAAGGUGGACCCGUCGAUAGAGCGAAUCUUUCGUGGAUCAGGCGUGGAGCGUAGAAACUACGCGACCAACUCGAAACGGAACGUCGAGGCGGUCGCGGACAAGACGACGAUCCGUACCGAGGACACGAGGAAACGUCCCCGGAUAAAGCGGGGUGACGAGGUGGCGAAGAGGGGGGCGAACGAGGGGGCGGCGAAGAGCGAGGAGAAACGAUCGUUGCCCGUGAAAAGCGGCAAAAGCGGUAGCUCGAGAAUCGGUCGCUCUUCCAGAGAUCUGCCCAGCAAGCUACCGGUCAAAGAUUACGAGGUACCUCUUGACCAGGAGAAAUCGUCCUCCGUUUACGCGGACGAAACGGAGGAGGACCUCGCCGUGAACACGAAGGACAGGGAGCCGAGGUACAACAGCAGGGUGGGCGAGUACACGGCCGAGGAUUCGGCCCGUUUCAUCGACCAGGAGGAGAGAUCCAGCUUGUACGAUGAUUUCGAGGCGAAGGACGUGGUGAAGAGGGGUAUAACGGGGGCCGAGGAUUACGAGGAGAUGGAGGAGGAGGGGGCCGUGGAGGGGGGGGACGAGGGGGCAGCCUUCGACGAGAGCUCGAUCGAGGAGGAGGUCGGGAACGAGAAGAGAAAGUCGGGGGGGGACGUGAGGGUGAAGAGGGAGCACGAGCACGGUAACGGCAACACCAACAACAAUAACAACAACAACAACAACAACAACAACAACAACAAGGAGGCGCUCGAGGGCGGGGACGCAAGCGGGCCGAGGAUGAACGGGGAGGAGGAUCGUGGCGAGUCGUCGUCGGCGGCCGAACAAAAGGCGAUGGAGCGCUCCUUGAAGCGUGACGCGUCGGAGAAGGGGGAGGCGGGCAAGGGGGAGAGCAAUCAGUCGAGCUCGAAGGAGGGGAAGGAGUCGGCGGGACAACAGUCGAAGAGGAACGUGCUCGACACGAAGAACGAGAACGAGGGAUCGUCCAAAUCGUCGUCGUCGUCGUCGUCGUCGUCGUCGUCGGGUUGCGAUCGGGAUACGGAGAACGCGAAGAACGAGAAACCGAUCCUCUCCCCGAUGAACCCCGAUCAGAAGGUGGAGAUGGUGGAGGGGCAAGACGAGGGCGCCAAGCUUCUGCAGAAUUCUCAGGAGAGUCAAGAGGUGAUGAUGGGUGGUGGUGGGGAGGCGGCCGGGAAGCCGCAGGAGAUCAACUUGUCGGGGAACGAGAACAAGCCGAUCGGCAAUUUGAUCGGCGGCGACUCGUUGGGCGUGAAGGGGAUGGACGCGUCCAAGGCGGAGGAGUCGAAGAUCGUCGACAUGGGGGGCGGCCAGGGGGGGCAGGAGGCGUUGAAGGGGAACGUGGAGAUACCGGUGAACGUGCCGGAGACGGCUGCCGUUGAGAACGCGAACGAAAAGUCGGAAUCGUCGCAGAAGGGGAGCGAGGGGGGUGGCGCGCCGGGCGAGCAGGUGGACGAGGAUUAUCAGAAGCACGUGGAGGAACAGAUCCAGAGGAAGAUAGACUCGAUCAAGGAGGAGAUAAAGAGGGAGAUUACGGAGAACCAGCGUAUCAGGGAGAUAGAGGAGAACAACGCCAAGUUCGAGGAGUUGAGGGACGAGGAGGAGGAGGAGGAGGACGAGGAGGAGGAGAACGAGCAGGAGAACGAGCAACCGGCGAUGAUCGAGAAACGGGACACCGUGUCGAAGAGAUCGCCGGAGAGUGGGGCGGACAAGGGAUCGCAGAUACGGGAGGAGAAACGAUUCGUGGUUUCGAGGCGGAGGAAAAGGCAGGGCGAGAACGGAGGCAGCAGCAAUAACAACGGGAACAACAACAACAACAACAACGGCCAGGAGAAGCAGGACGAGUCGAAUUCGAGCAAGAAGACUCGGCAAGCGGCGACGAUGGCGGCGAAGAAACGAUCGGCGGCGAAACUGGAAGCGCAAGAUCCGGAAAAGAUAGCGAGGAAACGCGAGCGGCCGCGCGAGGUGAUAUUGGUCGAAAGACCGGAUCGGAAAAAAAAGAGGAGACGAAGGGCUAAGAACACGGAACAACGCGGCGCAAAGCUGGAGGGUAAUCAACCAGGUGACUUUGUGCAGGACUCGAGCUUGCGCGGGAACCUCGGUGAUGGAAAGUCGAGCGUGGAUUCGAAGAUGACGGAAGAUGAGAAAGCGGUCGCGGAACGGAAUUCCCUGUCUGAAAAGAAAUCCGGUUCCGUGGCGUCGUUCGCAGGGAGUAACGAAGAGAUGGGCCCAUUGGCGACCGAAUACGGAGAUGCGUUCGGCGGUUUCAACAAUGAUCCUGGGGUGGCGCUAGCUAGAUUUAAACGAAUCAAACGAGUUCUUCGCCCUCCGGUUUCCAAUCCCUAG